AUGACCUUUACGUAUGCUCGUAUUGGCAUGGAACUUUGGGGCAGUCAGAGCAUUGGUGAAUGUACACAACGUCAGGUGGAAAAUAUUCGCUCCAAGCGACGGGUGGUGAAAAUGAUGAUUGUUGUUGUGACCAUAUUUGUGGUCUGCUGGCUGCCUACACAUAUCUAUUUUAUCGUGCUGUCCUACGUACCAUCUCUCAACCAGUCUACAUAUAUCCAAGAACUGUACCUGGGUAUUUACUGGCUCGCCAUGUCCAGCACCAUGUAUAAUCCUAUUAUCUACUUUUGGAUGAAUUCCAGAUUCCGUCGGGGCUUCAAACAGUUCUUCUCAUGGUGCCCGUUUGUGCACGUGCCGCCGGAGACGCUGUCUCGACGUGAAGCUGUCACGUCUCGCUACAGCUACUCAGGCUCCCCGGAGGCGCAGUGUCGCAUCAUGAGGAAUGGUUCGACGAGGGUGCACGGAUCGACAGAAACGGUGACGACUCACGCGGAUAUGGCAUCCAGCUACUCGACGUACCGUGGAGAGGGCGGCCGACGCUGGCGGCCGUAUGGACGCGAUCUGUCGCACAGCGUUUCCUGA
Schistocerca nitens (vagrant locust) is the source of this 579-nucleotide messenger RNA. Its product is annotated as tachykinin-like peptides receptor 99D. Gene Ontology annotation, biological process: G protein-coupled receptor signaling pathway. Gene Ontology annotation, cellular component: plasma membrane. Lineage: Eukaryota; Metazoa; Arthropoda; Insecta; Orthoptera; Acrididae. The record is from RefSeq and is a predicted model, not a curated record. The coding region runs from base 1 to 579 and encodes 192 amino acids. The transcript is spliced from 4 exons. Gene Ontology annotation, molecular function: tachykinin receptor activity.